This is a messenger RNA of Tauraco erythrolophus (red-crested turaco), 3362 nucleotides long. The record is from RefSeq and is a predicted model, not a curated record. Lineage: Eukaryota; Metazoa; Chordata; Aves; Musophagiformes; Musophagidae.
GGCACUUCACCUCGGCGGAGGAUUUGAACCUGCUGAUCGCCAAGAAUACACGACUGGAGAUCUAUGUGGUGACAGCGGAGGGACUGCGGCCCGUCAAGGAGGUGGGGAUGUACGGCAAGACGGCCGUCAUGGAGCUCUUCCGCCCCAAGGGGGAGAGCAAGGAUUUGUUGUUCAUCCUGACAGCCAAGUAUAACGCCUGCAUCCUUGAGUACAAGCAGAAUGGGGACAGCAUCGACAUUAUAACCCGUGCCCAUGGCAACGUGCAGGAUCGUAUCGGCCGUCCCUCAGAGACCGGCAUAAUUGGCAUCAUUGACCCAGAGUGCCGGAUGAUCGGCCUGCGGCUCUAUGACGGCCUCUUCAAGGUCAUUCCCCUGGACCGGGAGAACAAGGAGUUAAAGGCUUUUAACAUCCGCCUGGAAGAGCUCCAAGUCAUCGAUGUGAAGUUUCUUUAUGGCUGUCAGGCUCCGACCAUCUGCUUCGUCUACCAGGACCCUCAGGGUCGCCAUGUCAAGACGUACGAGGUGUCUCUGCGCGAGAAGGAGUUUAACAAAGGUCCUUGGAAGCAGGAGAAUGUAGAGGCUGAAGCCUCCAUGGUCAUCGCAGUGCCAGAGCCUUUUGGAGGCGCGAUCAUCAUUGGGCAGGAGUCUAUCACCUAUCACAACGGAGAUAAAUAUCUGGCUAUAGCUCCACCUAUCAUCAAGCAAAGUACGAUUGUGUGCCACAACCGUGUGGAUCCCAAUGGGUCUCGUUACUUGCUGGGGGACAUGGAAGGUCGCCUCUUCAUGCUGCUCCUGGAGAAGGAGGAACAGAUGGACGGCACUGUCACCUUGAAGGACCUGCGCGUGGAACUGCUUGGCGAGACAUCCAUUGCAGAGUGCUUGACCUACCUAGACAACGGAGUUGUGUUUGUCGGCUCUCGGCUUGGGGAUUCCCAGCUCGUGAAGCUCAAUGUGGACAGCAACGAGCAGGGCUCCUACGUGGUGGCUAUGGAGACCUUCACCAACCUCGGUCCCAUCGUUGACAUGUGUGUGGUAGACCUGGAAAGACAAGGUCAAGGGCAGCUGGUCACGUGCUCGGGUGCGUUUAAAGAGGGUUCACUGCGGAUCAUCCGGAACGGCAUUGGGAUUCAUGAGCAUGCCAGCAUCGACUUGCCGGGGAUUAAAGGCUUGUGGCCUCUGAGGUCGGACUCUCAUCGUGAAACAGACAAUACGUUGGUGCUGUCCUUUGUUGGCCAGACCAGGGUCCUUAUGUUAAAUGGAGAGGAAGUAGAAGAGACGGAGCUCACAGGGUUUGUGGAUGAUCAGCAGACUUUCUUCUGUGGCAAUGUGGCACAUCAGCAAUUGAUCCAGAUCACUUCUGCCUCUGUGAGACUGGUUAGUCAGGAGCCCAAAGCUCUGGUGAGCGAAUGGAAAGAGCCCAACGGAAAGAACAUCAGUGUGGCUUCCUGUAACAGUAACCAAGUCGUGGUGGCUGUGGGACGAGCCCUAUACUACCUGGAGAUCCGACCCCAGGAGCUCAGGCAGAUCAGCUGCACAGAAAUGGAGCAUGAAGUUGCCUGCCUGGACAUCACCCCUUUAGGGGACACUAACGGCAUGUCCCCACUGUGUGCAAUCGGGCUCUGGACUGACAUCUCUGCCCGCAUCCUAAAGCUGCCUUCAUUCGAACUGCUGCACAAAGAGAUGCUGGGAGGAGAAAUUAUCCCUCGCUCCAUCCUGAUGACAACCUUCGAGAGCAGCCAUUACCUUCUGUGUGCCCUGGGGGACGGAGCUCUCUUCUACUUUGGGCUCAGCCUCGAGACAGGCUUGCUGAGCGACCGGAAGAAGGUGACCCUUGGGACCCAGCCCACCGUCCUGAGGACUUUCCGUUCUCUGUCCACCACCAAUGUGUUUGCCUGCUCUGACCGCCCCACUGUCAUCUACAGCAGUAACCACAAGCUGGUCUUCUCCAAUGUCAACCUGAAGGAGGUGAACUACAUGUGUCCCCUCAACUCGGAUGGGUAUCCCGACAGCUUGGCGUUGGCCAACAACAGCACCCUGACAAUUGGCACCAUUGACGAGAUCCAGAAGCUGCACAUCCGCACGGUUCCCCUCUAUGAGUCGCCCAGGAAGAUCUGCUACCAAGAGGUAUCACAGUGUUUCGGCGUGCUCUCAAGUCGUAUCGAAGUGCAGGAUGCCAGUGGGGGCACCACUGCGCUCAGACCCAGCGCCAGCACCCAGGCCCUGUCCAGCAGCGUGAGCACCAGCAAGCUGUUCUCCAGCAGCACAGCACCACAUGAGACAUCCUUUGGAGAGGAGGUAGAGGUGCACAACCUGCUCAUCAUAGAUCAGCACACCUUCGAAGUGCUUCACGCUCACCAGUUUCUGCAAAAUGAAUACGCCCUCAGCCUGGUCUCCUGCAAGCUUGGCAAGGAUCCAAACACCUACUUCAUUGUGGGCACCGCCAUGGUAUAUCCCGAGGAGGCAGAGCCCAAACAGGGCCGCAUCGUUGUCUUCCACUACUCUGACGGGAAGCUGCAGAGCCUGGCUGAGAAGGAGGUCAAGGGGGCUGUGUAUUCCAUGGUGGAGUUCAACGGGAAGCUGUUAGCCAGCAUCAACAGCACGGUGCGCCUGUAUGAGUGGACAGCAGAGAAAGAGCUGCGCACAGAAUGCAACCAUUACAACAACAUCAUGGCGCUCUACCUGAAGACCAAGGGAGACUUCAUCCUUGUGGGAGAUCUGAUGCGGUCUGUCCUUCUCCUUGCGUACAAGCCCAUGGAAGGAAACUUCGAGGAGAUUGCCCGGGACUUCAAUCCAAACUGGAUGAGUGCUGUGGAGAUCCUGGAUGAUGACAACUUCUUGGGAGCAGAGAACGCUUUCAAUUUGUUUGUGUGCCAGAAGGACAGCGCGGCCACGACCGAUGAGGAGCGCCAGCACUUGCAGGAGGUGGGGCUGUCCCACCUAGGAGAGUUCGUCAAUGUCUUCUGUCAUGGGUCUUUGGUCAUGCAGAACCUGGGCGAGACGUCCACACCAACACAGGGCUCAGUUCUCUUCGGUACAGUCAACGGCAUGAUUGGACUGGUGACCUCGCUGUCAGAGAGCUGGUACAACCUCCUCCUGGACAUGCAGAACAGGCUGAAUAAAGUCAUCAAGAGUGUGGGCAAGAUUGAGCACUCCUUUUGGAGAUCGUUUCACACCGAACGCAAGACAGAACCAGCUACGGGCUUCAUUGAUGGUGACCUGAUUGAGAGCUUCCUGGACAUCAGCAGGCCCAAGAUGCAGGAGGUGGUGGCAAACUUGCAGAUUGAUGAUGGCAGCGGCAUGAAGAGGGAGGCCACCGUAGAUGACCUGAUAAAGAUCGUAGAGGAGCUGACCCGGAUCCAUUAG